Molecule: messenger RNA, 1138 nt
Organism: Rana temporaria (common frog)
Lineage: Eukaryota; Metazoa; Chordata; Amphibia; Anura; Ranidae
Product: apolipoprotein A-I-like
Exons: 4
Coding region: 133-885 (250 amino acids)
Source: RefSeq, a predicted model, not a curated record
UUAUCUGGUUGGUGUUGUGCCCAUCAAAGGGAGGUUGUAAUGAUACUGUAUAUAUAGCAGCUGGAGAAUCAACCCAGUGCACAGAGGGACCUGAAACUUUAAUGAAAUAUUGAUUGAAGUUCUGGUGCAAUCAUGAAGGUGCUGCUUCUUGGUCUGGCACUGCUCUUCACAGGGGCACAUGGAAAACAUUUCUGGCAACAGGAUAAACCACAUGAAUCCAACCUAUGGAGCAUUAUAGAAAAUGGUAUUGCAAUUGCAGCAGAUACAUUAAAAAAUCUGGAACAUUCAGAGAUAGCAGAAAAAUUUAAGCUUUCCGAGAAGUUGGAAGCUGCAAAAAAUAAUGCAGAACAGUCAAAGAAGGUGCUUGAUGACUAUUUUCAUGAAGUCUGGAAGGAUUAUGAUGAAAAGUUGCAUAAGAAUUUCCCAGUCUUGAUGAAAAACGUUUACCCUCUUAUGAAGAAAUUUGAUGAUAAUGUAGAAGAAGUGGUCAUAAAAUCUGUAAAGCAGCUUGUGCCAGUUACAUCUGAAUUUGUAUCUGGGUUAAAGGAAGAGAUGAACAAGUUUUGGGUCGGUGUUGGAGACAUGGCUGGAAAAGCCAGGGAUGAAAUUCGGGCCGAAUUUGACACUUUACGUACCAAAGUCCACCCUUAUGCUGAAGAGGUCAAAGGAGAAUAUGAGAAGUACAAAGAGAACAUGAAGACUAAUUGGGAAGGCAAAGCCAAACAUAUGAAGGACGAGGUGGAAAAAGAUCUCGAAGAACUAGGGGAAAAACUUAAACCUUAUUUUGAAGAGAUUAAAAAACAAGUGGUCCCACACGCUGAGGAUAUGCAGAAGCAUGUAGAAAUUCUAAUGAAAGCAAUUCAUGAAUAUUUUGAUGAAUAUUGAUGAUAAAAACUAAACACAGUUUCAAAUGUUGAAACCUGAAAUCUUUCAACUGUAGGUCUUUCUGAUCCACUAAAUGAUGUAUCUGGAGCCACAGCUCUUUCUUAACCAUUGAUUAUAAAAUAAAAAUGCAUCUUAUCUAUUGAUAUUUAUAGAUAUCUACUGUAUCUAUAUGUUUGACAGUUUCGUUGCACUUUCAUAUUUUAUUGUAAUGUCAUAUAGUCCCAUAUUAAAUCCUCAACACUGGAAACCAAAA